UUUCAUUACCACUCCUUUCUAGCUCUGAUCGGCCUGUCCUUUGGUGGGGCCAUUGGACUCAUGUUCCUGAUGCUAGGAUGUGCCCUUCCAGUGUAUGAGUAAGUAUCUCCAUCAUAUUCAACCUGACUGUCAUGAUGCAGGCCUUUGUAAUAUGAUGCUGCCCAGAUGUAGUAUUUUUCCAGUCAUAACUGAUGGGAACUUCUCUCUUCACAGUAAAUACUGGCCCUUGUUCCUCCUCUUCUUCUACAUCCUCGCCCCAAUCCCUUACUGCAUCUCCCGGAGAAUUGUUGACGACACAGACUCGGCCAGCAAUGCCUGCAAAGAGCUGGCUUUAUUUCUCACAACAGGCAUAGUGGUUUCAGCUUUCGGCCUGCCAAUCAUUUUCGCCAGAGCCAAUGUUGUAAGUACACAUCUUGGUGAUUUUGCAUGUGUAGGCUAAGUGGUACUUGGCAACACUUUGCACUUAUACCUGUGCAGUUGUAACAUUGUAUUAGCUUUGCUGUUAAAGUAAUUGCUUUCUAAUUGCAUACAUUUUUGUUGUUACACAAAUGGAAUAAGGACCAUUCCUGUUAUAUCUUAUAGGCUACCAUUUAUGUAAAAACAAGAAAUGCUGAACUCCAUUACUAAACAACAGUUUACAAAGGACUUUGUUUUGCUCAGUCCAAACCACAGAUUGAAAGUGUGCUAUGCAGAAUUUUGUAACAUGAGCGGACUGAAUUAUUCAUGUUUGUUGUUUACAGAUUGCCUGGGGAGCAUGUGCGCUUGUGUUAACAGGCAACAUAGUGAUCUUCGCAACCAUUCUGGGAUUCUUCUUGGUCUUCGGAUCAAACGACGACUUUAGUUGGCAGCAGUGGUAA
Messenger RNA from Coregonus sp. 'balchen', 857 nucleotides. The record is from the annotation of a GenBank genome assembly. NCBI's taxonomy places the organism in Eukaryota, Metazoa, Chordata, Actinopteri, Salmoniformes, Salmonidae.